Messenger RNA from Homarus americanus (American lobster), 3150 nucleotides. Its product is annotated as N-arachidonyl glycine receptor-like. Gene Ontology annotation, molecular function: G protein-coupled peptide receptor activity. The record is from RefSeq and is a predicted model, not a curated record. Gene Ontology annotation, biological process: neuropeptide signaling pathway. Gene Ontology annotation, cellular component: membrane. Lineage: Eukaryota; Metazoa; Arthropoda; Malacostraca; Decapoda; Nephropidae. The transcript is spliced from 8 exons. Bases 734 to 1930 code for a protein of 398 amino acids.
GUGUGGUAAGGAGAGGGUGUGGUCGCUCUCCGCUCAUCACCCAAUAUAAAUCAAGAACUCUCGUGUUUAUAAUUUACGCAAGAUAAAUUUGUGUUCUAGCAAAUAAUUAUUUUUUUUUGUGCAUGGAAGUUAAAUUUAUUUCUUCUAAAAACUUGGAUGGUGUUGAAAAAGUAUAUAUUAUUUUAGAAAGUUUUGGAAAAUUAUUAUUUUUUUAUACAGAAGAAAGUAUAGAUCCUGAAAGUUUGGAUAAUCAAGAACUUAGUGUUUAGGAAAAAUAUACAUAUACUGUAUAUAUAUAAUUUUACCUAAAACUUAUUAUUUACAGUGAAGAACUUGUUAUUAUUUACAGUGUAGAAAUUAUUAUUAUUUACAGUGAAGAACUUGUUUACGUCUUCGUGAGUGUGGCUGCCAUGUCAUGUGAUCAGGUCAUCUCAAGAGACUAACGACGUUGACCUCGCCUGACAACGUGAUUAGUCCACCUAUCGCUGGUACCUAAGAGUCUAUCAUCAACGCACAUACAACAACUGUACACGAGCCUCGAACUGUGAGAUAACAAUGUUAAUAUCUCCCACGAUCAUCGAUGGCUUUAGGGUCACCAGCUGCUAAAUCUCAGAUAGCGCCUCACCGUCCAUGAAGCAGUGUGGCGAUUGUACAGCUGUGCCUCCACCCGCAGCUGACAUGCAGCGGUGUGGUCAGCUGUGAGCACCUCCUGGAAAGCCCAUACCCCGACGACAUGCUGCCCUGGAACUUCACCACCAUCGAUGACGGUCUCUACCACCUCAACCAUAACAUGACAUUAUGGAACACCACCAUCAGUGGCCUCAAUAACAGUACUUACUACAAUCAUCACACACUCCACUCCUAUCACCAGUCGCAGCCCCCUGCCUUGUGGGCCCUCAUCCUGGGUGUGUGUAUGGCAGGGGCUGUGGCACUGGUUGGUGGUGUGUGUAACUUGGGAGCUAUCGUGGUGCUAUUAAAAGAGGGGUCAAGGAGGCGCCCCGGACGACCUUUGGUGGUGGUGGCUGACACCAUCCUACUAAUACAACUGGCCGUGGUGGACCUCCUCUACUGCUCCAUCACGUUGCCCAUCAUCAUGGUAACUUACCUCCGCCCUGAGCCUCUGCCUUACACCUUCUGUGCCACUGCUGGGUUCAUCAGGAUUGCCAACGCCAACGUCGAGUUUAACACACUGGGUUUGGUGGCUAUCGAGAGGUUCUACCACAUCAAGCGUGGGCGUAGUGUGGGCGGCGGCCUCUUCUCCGUGAAGCUGACUCGUCUCUACUGUUUGUGCCUGUGGGCGGUGGGCGUGUUAUUCCAAGUGCCUUUCGUAGCUACUGGUCAGUAUGGCUUCAACCAGUGGACGUACAAGUGUGACCUGAUCAUCGGGAGGGUGACGAGGGUGGUAAUGGUACUGGGAGAGGUGUUGCUGCCGCUCCUAGUCAUAUUAGGGUGUUACAUAGCCAUCCUCUAUCGGGUCCGUCAUUCUAAAACUCUCCUCGCCAAGUACAUGGAUGGUCACGAGUCAAAGAGAGGUCUGGGAGGCCAGCCGAUAGGUCUGAUGCGCCGGUACAAGGCCGCGUCACGGAGCCUGUUGGGCAUUGUGGUGAUGUAUCUAGUGUGUAUCUUGCCCGUGAGUGUCUACAACAUAGUGGGUCAAGAUGGCAGCUGGAAGGAAGCUGGUAUCAUCCUGUACAGUAUCUACUGGUUACAGUACAUCGCCAACACCAUCAUCUAUGUUAUGAGCAACAUUCGGUACAGGGUGGCUCUCAGGGUGUUUAUGACGAUGUCAUCAGGUAACAAACUACAAAGAGGAGGUACAGCUGUUCGUGUAACGACUGGAAGCCGCAUAGGGCAGUUCAACUCCUACCUCAACUUGAAGAGGUCCAGUUGUCGUGGUCACAAUGGCAUGGCUGGUCUGUUUGAAACCUGAUGAUUCAUAUUAUGCUCCACGCCCAAAAAACAUGUGGAUAACUGUGAGGAACACCAGCAUCUGUCUGGAGCCCACGCGGCGGAUAGAGGGGAGUCGAUCACGUUCUGACGAGGUGCCAUUCCUGCCGCUACUGGAGGACUCCCCACCCACCGCACCCUCCACCUCCUCAUUGUCAUCACUAAGGCGGUGGGCAUCAACAGGGAACUCCUCCUCCGAGGAUUCAAAGACGUCAAAGGUGAGGUCCUCGGGUAGGUCAUCGGAGAGGGAGAGACGGAGGGAGCGUCUGGAGGGCGUGGUGGAGUGGCGGGAGGAGCGGCUCUGUGGCGUUUCCGGCGGGAGGGUCACUGUACGGAAACUCACCUCCUGAUCACCUGUGGCAUGGGAAAAUGUUCUCUCAAUGAGUGAGCGAGUUUAGCCACAACAGCAACGUCUCCACAGGCCUGGUAGUCAAUGCACUGUGACUUGACCUCCGUCAUGGCCCUCUCUUGCCCUUCAGCAUCAUACGUAACCACCAGAGAGCCGUUAAGAGCCAGCCCAUCCUCCUCAUUGUAGACGCCCACUCGCAGCAGCCCAGCACCUCGACGAGCACCAACACGGCGGAAGUUUAGCACCUAGAGGAACAAUAAGCGAGAUAUAGAAUAAAUUUGGUGCAUUUUUUUCCUUCUAAUUUUUCAGUGAUUUUUUGACUUCAUCUCCAAGUGUAAUAUACCAUAUGCCAUGCCUUGUAACAACACCUGACUAGACACCAAAUUUCUGGAUUUUUUAAGCAUAUUUAUAUGUCAAACUCUGCUCAAAGUUAACGUACAUGGACCUACAGAAAAAGUUGUAUAAAACUAACUUGUCUUCUCUGGAAAUUCUACUACAAUACCUUCCUAUGGCUCUCUAUGUGUGAGGCAGAUCAAGAGGUACAGAGACCACAAAGAGAAGGAGAAAUAUGAAAGGAGAGUCAUGUAAGAAAGGUGUAGAAAGUUACAAGACAAGGCUAUGUACACUCACUAAAAUAUUAUUCUGCACCUUUUCAGGGUUAUACAAGAUGACACACCGGGCCAAGAAAUCUGAUAACACUUGUCACGGCUUCUCUGACAGUGAUCAUUGCAGUUGGUUUCAGAGGCAAGAUUGUAGAAUAUUUCUUUAGUGAGUGUACAAGUGUGACCUUCUACUGUACUCAAAAGUGAAGAAGAGACUACUGUAUUAUAUUAAUAAAAGUUUCUGCCUUAUAA